Rhopilema esculentum is the source of this 1957-nucleotide messenger RNA. Its product is annotated as interleukin-1 receptor-associated kinase 1-binding protein 1. Lineage: Eukaryota; Metazoa; Cnidaria; Scyphozoa; Rhizostomeae; Rhizostomatidae. Gene Ontology annotation, biological process: positive regulation of canonical NF-kappaB signal transduction; immune response. The record is from RefSeq and is a predicted model, not a curated record.
ACAGCCUCGUUUUGAACAUGGUUGCUGUGCACCCUUAUCUUUGUCAACACGAACUAUGGAAGCUCUUGGGUCAAGACGUCUCUUUUGUUAUGAAAGCUGAAUUCCCGCUGGAAACCAGAUGUCUCAUCAAUGGUUUGGUCCAUCUCAAACAUUUGGAAAGUUUUUUACAAAUGAUGUAGCUAAAAUGAAAGAAGACCUUUUGGAUAAAAGUGGAGAUGUAUCAAAGGCAACUAACAGAGUGGCAGUUACAGAUUCUGGUGAAGCUGAACUUCUACCUGACCUUGCCAAUGUUUUUAUUUCGUACAAAAGUCUAAAGGGUACCGUGGAAGCGGCAAAGCACAGUGUUCAAAGGAGGGCUGAGUAUGUCCUCCAAACUCUGCGUAACAAUGGCAUUAAGGACUCCCAGUUUAGUACCCACAGAUCAUUGGAACGUGUAGAUGACCAAUACCAAGUGCAAUUGGAAAUCAAUGUCCAAUUUUUUGACUUUAAAGUAUGUGAAGAUGUUUGCAAUUUCUUAGUGGAAAAACUUGAUGAAAAUGUGGUAGUUGGCAAACCAUCUUUUAGCCAUUCAAAAGGAAAGCUUGAUGCUGUGAGGCGACAAGCCGUCGUGAAUGCUGUCAAAAAUGCCCGGAUGAAGGCUGAAGCAAUCGCACAAUUUCUUAAUCAAAAGCUUGGCUCAGCGAUUGAAAUUAUAGAGGAAAGCUCUUCCGAAGUGGUAGGUGCUACAUCAACUGAUGGCAGUACGCGGGAUCAAGGAAUAAAUGCGCGGGUGGAGGCAGCAACUGUACAUAUUAAUGUGAAGGUUUCCGCGUCAUUUGAAAUCGAACCGAAGCCUAAGAAGAAAAGCCAUUAAAUAGUAAGUUAUAGACUAUGCCAAUGCUGCAGACGAAAAAGACAUUGCCAAUACUGCUAAGACAUUGCCAAUACUGCUAUUGCCAAACAACAAAGUAUUCAUAGAGAAUUGGUACGAGUGAAUGUUCUAUUGCGAUGUGAAGCCGGAAACAAGAGUGUAAUGAGAUGCUUCCAAUGCCAUAGCAGUCUUGUAUUGUUUUUGCCUUUGUGUAGUGCCUUAGGAGCAAAUCGAGCAGUUUUUAUGACACCAAAAGUUGUUUGCCACCAAAGAGUAGCUUUUUUCGGCGCGCUAGUUCUCAAAGUAUCUAACACCAGGUAACGACAAAAUGGUAAAUGGAUUAGAUUCAUGUGCUGAUCUUGUAUACCAACAAGCAUCUGAAAUGCUGCAAUCUUUCGGGGGGUUGCGUCUUGAAAUAUCUCUCAUAUAUCAUAUACGAGAAUGCGAUGUCGUGCAUAUCAAAAGAAGCCUAAAGAUAUAAAAAUAAAAUAGGCACUUCAUAUAAAAAGGUUGAGAUAUCGUCAGAGACUCAAAUUUCUGUGUUUCAUAUUUUUUGAUAAAAUGGCAGGAAACGAUGACCACAGUAAGAGAAAGGAAGGAAAAGAAAAGUAGAAAGUGAAAAGAUUGGUGUCCAAACUGAACUUGAUCGCUUUUCUCAAAUAUUUCGUUUACAGUUUGAAAUAAUUUUCAAUUCUAUUGGAAAGGGGUUCUAGAAUUUGAUUCCCUGAAAAGUAGCAAAGUUCUUUUUAAAUAGAUUUGGAUAGUAAAGAGAAACCACGGCGAAAUAUUUGCCUUAUGAUGAUUUAUGCCAUUUUUUGUGUCGGCUAAUCAAUUUUCAAUAGUUCUAAUUGUUCUGUAAGUUUUAUUGAAAUUAAGUAUUUUGAAACGCUUAAGUAGUGGGUCAUUAUUACAGUAAAGUUUGCAAGAGCUAUUCCCCGAAUAGCUUCACACAAGUUACAUUCUAUUGGUUCAGUCGAUGAUUUAUUUGCCCAUCCACCGUUGAGUGUUUCAUUUAGUGCGUUUAUCUUAAUAAAGGAUGUAAAGUAAAGGAUGUCAGAGUGUCCUUUUGCUCGAGGUGUCUCACUUUGUAAAUGAUUCUGAUUCAUU